Messenger RNA from Candida tropicalis MYA-3404, 996 nucleotides. RefSeq names its product mitochondrial 37S ribosomal protein uS5m. Gene Ontology annotation, molecular function: structural constituent of ribosome; RNA binding. Gene Ontology annotation, biological process: translation. The record is from RefSeq and is a predicted model, not a curated record. The transcript has a single exon. Lineage: Eukaryota; Fungi; Ascomycota; Pichiomycetes; Serinales; Debaryomycetaceae. The coding region runs from base 1 to 996 and encodes 331 amino acids. Gene Ontology annotation, cellular component: ribosome.
AUGUUCAGACAAACAGUGCAGCCUAUUUCCAUCAUCAAAAGAUGUUUAAGUACAUCCAAUAAAGUUCUUGCGGAAGCAGGUAAGAAAGCAUCAAAUUCCAAAGUUGAACAACACAAUAAAUUUUUAAAUCAAUAUUAUAAUCCAGAAAUAUUGAAAAGUAUUCAAAUUGCAGAAUCUGUUGUUAAACCAGAAGAUUAUAUGAAAUUACAAUUAAGGGGACGUGAAGCCAAAUCUAGAGUUGCACCAUCACAAGAAGAUUUUGAUUAUUCAUUAAAAGAUCCAGUAUGGGAAGAACCAAUAAUAUAUCCAAAUCAAGGGUUAGGAAGAGCUCCAUAUCCAGAAAUUCCAAAUGUUAAUUCUCCAGAUAGAAGUGAUUUAAGAAUAAGAUUUAAAGAUGCCCCAGUUGCCACCAAUAAGCAAGAACCAACUGCCGCUAAAAACCCAGCACAAAUUGCUAAAGAAUUAUCUGAAUUGACAGGUUUAGAUGAAAGAUAUAUUAGAAACUUGUAUGUUCGUCCAUUGAUCAUGAAGAGAGUUUCUUUGAAAACUGCCAAAGGUAACAUUGCCAAUUUCUUUGUCUUGUCUGUUGCCGGUGACAAGAAUGGUAUGGUUGGUAUCGGUAUUGGUAAAUCCAGAGAUGGUAUCAGAACUGCUGCCACUAAAGCACACUGGGCUGCUGUUAAAAACUUGAGAGCAGUUAACAGAUAUGAAAAUAGAACUAUUCUUGGAAGUUUUGAACAUAAAUUUUCUGCUUCUAAAUUGAAGUUUUCAGCUGCUCCAAUUGGUUUUGGUUUAAGAUGUAAUAGAAUUGUUUUUGAAAUCUGUCAAGCUGCUGGUAUCAAAGAUUUGAAAGGUAAAAUUUUUAAAGCCAGAAACCCAAUGCAUGUUGCUAAAGGUUUCUUUGAAGCUUUAACAAAACAAAAGACAAUUGAAGAAUUAGCUGCCAACAGAGGUAAGAAGAUUGUUGAAUUAAGAAAAGUUUAUUACUCUCAAUAG